AAGGGCCGGCGUUGGGUCUCGAUUUAUAUUUCCCUCCAGAGGACAAAAUAGGUGGCCCCUGGAAUUCCACAGCUUGUAAAACGCGCCGCGGAAAACGCUAGUAGGCGUGCUGGAACUUAACCCCUUCCUUUCCGCCGGCCCAGAACGACUUUUAAGGGCGUCUUCCCCUGACUCCCUGUCCAUUCGCCCCAGAUUACUCCCGUAGCCAGAUUCCGUCUCGCCCGAUCACCUUCCAGUUCUGCUGUCCCCUCUGGAGUUUCUGGGGUGGUCGAUGGGCAGACCGCCCUGGCGGACCCUGGGUCCAGCCCCUCCUAACCCUCAUGGUCCACCUUAAGGAGCCUCCGCGGCCGGGAGUAGAGGCGGGUGUUUUGUUCUUAUAAGGAGGAAAAGUUUCUUUGACAUCCAGGAAAUGAGUAAGUCUGAAGCCCUUUAGAGCCUGUUGAUGGGGGCCAGAAGGCGGGAGCCGGCCGGGGUAUCGCCGUCCCCGUCCCUCUAAUUGCCGGGCCGGACGCUCAGCCGCAGCCGCCGCCAGACAGCGGAUUCGGGGCUCCCGGGACCCGCGAGCGCAGCCGGGGCUCGCGCGGUCUCUCCGGAGCCGGGGAGCGGGGACCAAAGCUGAACAAAGCACAUCCCCCUCCAUCCACGUGGCCUACCCCAUGACAUCAGCGGAAUGGAAGUACCUCACAGGUGACAUCACUGUUGCCCAAGGCAACACCUCCACCUUAAGUCAGACCCGGGGAACAGGAACCACCCAACUGUAAGACACGUUGACGUUGACGGGAAGGAGCUCAGAAGGCAUUACAUCCACAGGAAAGCUGCAGCCAUGGCGCUGGGGCUCUUCCGGGUGUGCCUGGUGGUGGUGACGGCCAUCAUCAAUCACCCGCUGCUGUUCCCGCGAGAGAACGCCACGGUCCCCGAGAACGAGGAGGAGAUCAUCCGCCAGAUGCAGGCGCACCAGGAGAAGCUGCAGCUGGAGCAGCUGCGCCUGGAGGAGGAGGUGGCGCGGCUGGCGGCCGAGAAGGAGGCCGAGAAGGAGGCGCUGGAGCGCGUGGCGGAGGAGGGCCAGCAGCAGAACGAGAGCCGCGCCGCCUGGGACCUGUGGAGCACCCUCUGCAUGAUCCUCUUCCUGGUGAUCGAGGUGUGGCGGCAGGACCACCAGGACGCGCCCUCGCCCGAGUGCCUGGGCGCCGACGAGGACGAGCUGCCCGGCCUGGAGGGCGCCCCCCUCCGGGGUCUCACCCUGCCCAACAAGGCCACGCUCGACCACUUUUACGAACGCUGCAUCCGGGGGGCCCCGGCCGACGCCUCCCGCACCCGGGAGUUUGUGGAAGGCUUCGUGGAUGAUUUGCUGGAAGCCCUGAGGAGCCUGUGCAGCCGGGACACGGACAUGGAGGUGGAGGACUUCAUCGGCGUGGACAGCAUGUACGAGAACUGGCAGGUGAACAAGCCGCUGCUGUGCGACCUCUUUGUGCCCUUCAUGCCCCCCGAGCCCUACCGCUUCCACCCAGAGCUCUGGUGCUCCAGCCGCUCGGUGCCCUUGGAUCGCCAGGGCUACGGCCAGAUCAAGGUGGUCCGGGCCGACGAGGACACGCUGGGCUGUAUCUGCGGCAAGACCAAACUCGGGGAAGACAUGCUGUGUCUCCUCCACGGCAAGAACAACUUGGUGCGGCCAGGCAGUGAGGCGGAAGACCCGCUGUGCGUCGGAGACUCCCCAUACCUGGACACGAUGCGGGUCCUGAAGUGGUUCCAGACGGCCCUCACCAGAGCCUGGCACCGCAUCAACCACAAGUACGAGUUCGACCUGGCCUUUGGCCAGCUGGACACCCCGGGGUCCCUCAAGAUCAGGUUCCGCUCGGGGAAGUUCAUGCCCUUCAACCUGAUUCCUGUGAUCCAGUAUGAUGACUCCGACCUGUACUUGGUCUCCCAUCUUACCAGGGAGCCCUGUGGGGGGACCCCGCCAUCCAGCACAGAUUGGCUCCUGUCCUUCGCUGUCUAUGAGCGCCACUUCCUUAGGAUGACCUCGAAGGCGCUGCCCGAGGGCGCCUGCCACCUCAGCUGCUUGCAGAUUGCCUCCUUCCUGCUCUCCAAACAGAGCCGCCUGACGGGCCCCAGCCGGCUCAGCAACUACCACCUGAAGACCGCCCUGCUGCACCUCCUGCUCGCCCGGCGGCCAGCCGCCUGGAAGGCUGAGCAGCUCGAUGCUCGUCUGCACGAGCUGCUCUGCUUCCUGGAGAAGAGCCUGCUGGAGAAGAAGCUCCAUCACUUUUUCAUCGGCAAUUGCAAGGUGCCCGAGGCCAUGGGGCUCCCUGAGGCCGUACGCAGGGCUGAGCCUCUCAACCUCUUCCGGCCCUUCGUCCUGCAACGAAGUGUCUACCGGAAGACAGUGGACUCCUUCUAUGAGAUGCUCAAGAAUGCCCCAGCGCUCAUUAGCGAGUACUCCCUCCAUAUUCCCUCAGACCAUGGCAGCCUGCCCUCAAAAGCUGUCAUCUUGUAGAGCAUCCACGACCCAGAGGGCCAGGACACAAGGCAUCCUACAUGUCCACACACUUGGGGGCAUGUGCAGGCCCUGUCCUGGGAAAAUGACAGGCUUUAUAGGGCGCCGUGGCUCAGCCUGCCGGGGGAGCCAGACCCUAUAGCACAAAGGAAACAGAAUUCCAAGCCAAAGCUGGUUUGCUUUCAUGCCAUUGGGACUUGCUGGUGAAGCUGUUGUCUGGGUUUGGGGACUGAUCCUUUGCAGCUUACUUUUGGAUCACCACCAAUGGCCAAGAUGAUGACAGAACUCUAUGGACGCUGAGUUACAGACAAUGCAAACAUCGAUUUGGGUGUGAUUCUUUUUACAUCCCAGGUCCAGUCUUUACUUGAAUAUCAACAAAAGAUCUACAGCAAUGCUAACAGGGACCCGUGUUAAGACCUUGCACCCUUGCACUCCAGUAACCCUUGACCCCAGGCAUCUGCAACCAAGCAGUGGGCACCAGUGUGGGAAUUUGCAGUGUUCCAUCCACAGCCUGCACAGUAGGGGUCCCCACUGUGGCUGCCAUUUUUAUACUAUUUGGAGAAAAGACCUAGAGAGAUUCAAGGCCCCAGGUGGCUAAUGUCUCUGUUACACGGAAGUGGGUACUUGGUGGCAGACAGAAGUUUAAGCUGGCUGUUGUUUCAGCUACACAUCUCACUCAGGGUGCACCCCCUUUUCUCUGCCCCUUCUCCCAGGAUGCUAUGUCCUGAACCCUGUGGGUGCCACAUACCAUGCUGGGUACAAGCAUGGUAUGUGGGCCCCUCACCCUCGUUAUUCUCUCCACAGCUGGUCUCUAUGGCCACCAGUAUGUUGGGAGGUGGGAGACACUGAAGAUAGACGAUGAGAGAGAAAGAGGAGCACAGGGUCACUGGGGCAAAGGGCAGAGCCUGGUACCUGGGGUGCUGGGGUCUGGUUUGCAGUGUGGCCUCUGAUGCCUAGUUCAGAGAAGGUCGUAGAGCUGAGAGGUGAGGGAUGCUGUAGCCCUGAGUUUUCCUCAGGGUUCCAAUCCUAGAGCAGGGCGUGCCUGGAAACAAGACUGCUGUGGAAACCCAGCUCCACAUGCAGGCCCCAAAAUUCCCUUGGCUGUUCAUUCCAGCGGGGCUCCCUCACUGCACAGAACCCUCCCUUCUGGAUGGACCUUCCUGGCCACACAGAUGACCAACACCCUAAGAGCCUGACAGAGGCUUGGCUGACUGGGACACGUAAGGACAGACUACAAGCACAGCCCUCAGACCUCAGAGAGGCCACCUUGGCACUGCUGUGCUGUGGUCCCUGGGCAGGCACCAGAGCCUGCGGUCAGAGCUGGCCUCAGUCUCCAGGCCUGGUUCAGAGGGGCUGGGAAGCCACUCCCUCCUCCAAUUAUGGCUUCACUUGCCCUUUGGGGGCUCCUCUCUUGGCAUUGCCUCGGUAACCUUUGCAGAGGGCCGAGGGGAAGCAAGAAUGAGUGCUCCUUUCCCAGCACUCUCCUUCCAUGGUUGAAGCUGGCCGUGCCUCCCAGACACGUACCCAAUUCCUCAGGGGUGUCGGGCUCACCAUGAACUGAAGAAAGGAUCCUGUCUCUACCCCAGGAGUGCUCUCACCUGGCCUCGGAGUGUUCUAGGAGAUGGACAGUUUGCCUGACAGGGUUAAUUCACAGUAGGAGGCUCAGCUGUUAUGGGGCAUCGAAGCCCAUAGGAAACUGUAGGAAGCUUCCUUCCAUGUGAGCUGGGGUUAGACUGAGCAGCACCUGGGUCUGCCCCUCCCCAGGCCCACAUGGUCUCCAACAGUAACCCCAAAGCCCCAUUUCCAGUUUGGGGGAAUUUCCUUAUUUAUUGUCACCCAUGCCUUUCCUUUCCCAUCCUCAUCCUCAUCUGAUGUGCUUUGAGGAGACCCCAGCAACCAAGAACCAGCCUCCAGAAGCCAAGACCAAGCCUGAAUCUCCCUCAGCUUCCCCUUUGCUUCCAGGAGAAAAUUCACUGAAAAAUUCCCUUCUGGCCUCUUGUUUAUACAGAGACAACAACUCAGCGGGGAAAUGGGGAUCUUUUAUGCACCAAAGCUGCUUCUGAAGCAGAGGGCGGUGGGACUCUUGGUGUUUCAUGCUGCCUUAUUUAUGUUAAAGGAAGAAUUAAAUUCUUGCAAGGAGUA
Balaenoptera musculus (blue whale) is the source of this 4636-nucleotide messenger RNA. It is a transcript of the gene ITPRIP, whose product is annotated as inositol 1,4,5-trisphosphate receptor interacting protein. Gene Ontology annotation, molecular function: protein kinase inhibitor activity. Lineage: Eukaryota; Metazoa; Chordata; Mammalia; Artiodactyla; Balaenopteridae. The record is from RefSeq and is a predicted model, not a curated record. The coding region runs from base 824 to 2494 and encodes 556 amino acids. Gene Ontology annotation, cellular component: membrane. The transcript is spliced from 3 exons.